Molecule: messenger RNA, 801 nt
Organism: Schistocerca piceifrons (Central American locust)
Lineage: Eukaryota; Metazoa; Arthropoda; Insecta; Orthoptera; Acrididae
Product: venom allergen 5-like
Exons: 6
Coding region: 1-801 (266 amino acids)
Source: RefSeq, a predicted model, not a curated record
AUGGCCAACGGGAACGACACCGCCUGCUGGCAGCUGGUGCGCAGGCUGUGGGCGUUGGCGGCCAUCAGGACUGCGCUGGUGGCUGCGGCUGUGGGAGUGACACUGGCAAAGACCAUAGACUACUGCAGAGUCUGCCAGGACCACACCAUGUGCCGCUUCAAGGGCAUGAGCCAGUCGUGCAAGUCCCGCAUGCUGAGCCGCGGCCUGCGGAAGGGCGACAUCCAGCUGAUCCUGUACCUGCACAACCAGCUGCGCUCCAGGGUCGCGCUCGGCCGUGAGUUCCGCGGCAACCAGCCGCCCGCCGCCGACAUGCGCAAGCUGGUGUGGGACCCCGAGCUGGCGACGAUAGCGCAGCGUUGGGUGGACCAGUGCACGUACGCCCACGACGCCUGUAGGGAUCUCCCGGCUUUCCAAGUGGGACAGAACCUGUUCGUUAUUUACGGCACCGAGCACGACAUCAAAGCAAACUGGAGCUCAACCGUCUUCAGCUGGUACAACGAGGUGGAAAUAUUUGACGCCAGCAACGUGAAACAAUUCAGGUCGCUGGGGAAGACGAGCCACUACACGCAGAUGGUGGCGGCUGUGACGCGGACGCUGGGUUGCGGGUACGCCGCGUGGCGGGAGGGGGAGGCGCAGCCGGUGACGUCAAUGUACGCCUGCAACUACGGGCCGUCCGGCAACCGCUUCGCGCGCCCCCUGUACCUGGAGGGCCGGGCUUGCAGCCAGUGCCCGCCGGCGCACAGCUGCGUCCCCUCCCUGGGGCUCUGCCAGAGCGACUCCGGGCCCUCUCGUGGCGGCUAG